Messenger RNA from Erigeron canadensis, 960 nucleotides. Its product is annotated as MOB kinase activator-like 1A. Bases 162 to 809 code for a protein of 215 amino acids. Gene Ontology annotation, molecular function: protein kinase activator activity. The record is from RefSeq and is a predicted model, not a curated record. Gene Ontology annotation, cellular component: nucleus; cytoplasm. Gene Ontology annotation, biological process: signal transduction; positive regulation of protein phosphorylation. The transcript is spliced from 7 exons. Lineage: Eukaryota; Viridiplantae; Streptophyta; Magnoliopsida; Asterales; Asteraceae.
AUCAUUCCCCCUUUUUCCAUCAUUAUUAUUACCAUUUUUUUUUUAAAUUUAUUUAUUAUUAUCUUUAUAUAUACAUACAUACAUACAAACAAAAUCAAUACACAUAGGAGAAGAAGAAAAAAAAGUUUGAAGUAAUACUGCAAAUUAAACCAUAAUUCAUCAUGAGUCUCUUUGGCCUUGGCAGCAGAAACCAGAAGACUUUUCGACCUAAGAAAAGUGCUCCAUCGGGAAGUAAGGGUGCACAACUUAAAAAACACAUUGAUGCGACUUUGGGUAGUGGAAACUUGAGGGAAGCUGUACGCUUACCCCCUGGUGAAGAUCUUAAUGAAUGGCUAGCCAUAAACGCUGUUGAUUUCUUUAAUCAAGUGAACAUUCUUUAUGGGACUCUCACCGAGUUCUGCACACCAUCAACAUGCCCAACAAUGACAGCUGGAGCAAAAUAUGAGUACAGAUGGGCAGAUGGAGUUACUAUCAAGAAGCCGAUAGAAGUAUCUGCUCCUAAAUACGUGGAGUAUUUGAUGGAGUGGAUUGAAACUCAACUUGAUAAUGAGUCAAUAUUCCCUCAGAAAUUGGGUGCACCAUUUCCUCCCAAUUUCCAAGAUGUAGUGAAGACAGUAUUCAAGCGGUUGUUUAGGGUAUAUGCUCAUAUAUAUCAUUCACAUUUUCAGAUGAUUAUGAGUUUGAAAGAAGAAGCUCAUCUCAAUACUUGCUUCAAGCAUUUUGUCCUAUUUACAUGGGAAUUUCGAUUGAUUGAUCAAGGGGAGCUUGCACCUUUAUAUGAGCUUGUUGAGUCCAUCCUCAAACGUUAAUUUUGUCUUGGCAAUUAGUAACCAGCUUUUGUUUGCGAUUAUUCAUUCAUUUUUGUUCUCUACAAUUGCACUCCUUUGUUCGUCUUAGUUCUAUAUUUGAAAAUGUAAACUCGAUAGUCUUAGAUGUAAUGAACUGGAAUUUUCUUGUGCA